AUGAAUUUGUAUCCGAAAGCUAUUAUAACUCGAAGUCAAAAUGUGGAUUGUAAUAUUGUUGUGACAGUUUUUGGAUGGGUUGGUGGAGUUGAUAAAAAUGUGGAGAAAUAUACAAGGAUUUAUCAGAAGAAGGGGUGAGUUUUUCGAAAAAUCGCUUCGAAAAUUACGAUACUCCACGUUUACACCUUGUAUAUCUAUAUAUAUUCCCCCUAGAUAUACAACAAUCCAAUACACGGCGGCUGCGAUUCGAAUCGGUUGGGGAACAAAAAACGCUCGAAGAGUCACCGAACUCGCCGAAGCCUAUCUCCAACUUCUAGACGAGAACAUACAUGGCAUCUUUGCCCAACGGACCCUCCAUGUAAUGAUCCCCCCCUCCCCAAAAUUUUGAAAUGUCAUGAUCCCCCCCCUCAAUUUUUUCGUCAAAAAUUUGAAAAAAUAAAUGGUGAAAAAAAAUGAAAAAAAUCAAAGAGAGAGGGGGAGUUUCAUUUUUGACAUAUUUUUUCAGGUUCGAUAAUUUGGAAACUAGUGCUUUAGGAAUAUCGAAUGUAGAGAACGAGCGAAGAGGUCAACGGAUACCUUUCAUCGGCUAAUUAUUCUUAUUUUAUUUCUAAAAUUCUCAAUUAUAUUUUUCUAUAUCCUUCUAAAAUAAAAAAUGAGUUUAUUGUAGUAAGUUCCUUUCAGAAAUCUUCAUGCAAUGAUCAUGCUCAACCCUUCUGAACAAUUCCAUAUAAAUUAUAGACAAUGCGUUAUUUAUUUGAUAAUCAAAUUGAAACUCAAAAAUAUUGAAUUAGAAAACAAAAAGAAAAAGUGGAUUCCACCGAGGAUUCGAUCCAAAAACCGUCUGAUUACUACGCGCGAUCUCUACCGACUUGACCACGAGGCUACUUUUUUCACACGCUUAUUUUUAAGUGAUAAAAAAGGGAUAGAAGGGGAGAUAAAAUGAAAAAGAGAAGGAGAAGCGGAAAAAAUCAUGAAAUUUUUGAAAAAUUACCAUUUUUUAUCGAAUUUCGCCGAUUUUGUUAUAUGUUCCGACUGUAUAAGUAACUUAAGGAUGGUAGAAAGGAAUGUCUGUUAAAAUUAUCUCAAAAGAUGGCUUAUUUCUUGAGAUAUGAUCCCCCAAAAUCGAAGCCGUUUUGCUAUGUCAUUUUGGGGGAUCAUAUCUCAAGAAAUAAGCCAUCUUUUGAGAUAAUUUUAACAGACAUUCCUUUCUACCAUCCUUAAGUUACUUAUACAGUCGGAACAUAUAACAAAAUCGGCGAAAUUCGAUAAAAAAUGGUAAUUUUUCAAAAAUUUCAUGAUUUUUUUCCGCUUCUCCUUCUCUUUUUCAUUUUAUCUCCCCUUCUAUCCCUUUUUUAUCACUUAAAAAUAAGCGUGUGAAAAAAGUAGCCUCGUGGUCAAGUCGGUAGAGAUCGCGCCUAAUAAUCAGACGGUUUUUGGAUCGAAUUCUCGGUGGAAUCCACUUUUUUCUUUUGUUUUCUAAUUCAAUAUUUUUGAGUUUCAAUUUGAUUAUCAAAUAAAUAACGCAUUGUCUAUAAUUUAUAUGGAAUUGUUCAGAAGGGUUGAGCAUGAUCAUUGCAUGAAGAUUUCUGAAAGGAACUUACUACAAUAAACUCAUUUUUUAUUUUAGAAGGAUAUAGAAAAAUAUAAUUGAGAAUUUUAGAAAUAAAAUAAGAAUAAUUAGCCGAUGAACGGUAUCCGUUGACCUCUUCGCUCGUUCUCUACAUUCGAUAUUCCUAAAGCACUAGUUUCCAAAUUAUCGAACCUGAAAAAAUAUGUCAAAAAUGACCACAUGCAAAAACCCAAUUUUUUUCUAGCGUACCGAUUUCACUUUGAAAAAAAUUUAGAUUUUUUGUAUGUAAUGUCAUGAUCCCCCCCUCGAAAAUUUUUUCCAAAUGUCAUGAUCUCCCCCUCACAAUUUUGAGAGCAGUGCCAUGUAUGGACGAGAAUCCCAAUUAUAAACUGGUUUUCCACACAAUCUCAACAAAUGGUGUCUUCACUUUAUGUGCUCUCGAUUUACAAUACCCGGAAUUGCGGAUUUUUGAGAAAUGCGAGGGAAUGUUUUUCGAUAGUUGUCCGAUUCAUAAUAAUAGUGAUUAUUUGAAAGUUGUCAAGGCUUAUUCUUUGGUUAUGCAACAUUUGUAUGAUAGUCAGGUGAGUGUGUGUGUGUGCAUUUGUGCGUGUGGUGUUUGCGGAAAGAUUGUGGUUUCACAGGGCCUAGAAUUUUAAAUCCAGAGAUCUAAAGAUCCUGAAGUAUUCUGAAUAUUUGUUUGAAAACUAGAGUUAUCCCAAAAAUUAACAGAAAAACUCACAGAAUCGAAAAAAAUCAGUGGAAAUGGGAAAUGAUUAAUUCCACGAGGCCAACAAUGUUUCACGUUUCAAUAAUUUUUAUUGCAGAAUCUCAACUUCUUCUCAAGAAACUUCUCAAAAUUCUGGGCAAAUGCGAGCUUCAUCUACGACACAGUCCGCGACAAUACUCUCAUCAAAAUCGGCUAUGUUUCACUGGAAAAUGUCUCACCUUUCCACUAUAUUUUACAUCAUCCAAAUCUUCCCAAAGUUAUCUCAUUUGUCUAUUCUGACGCUGAUAUUGUUUGUGAUGCUGAGUGAGUUAGGCUAAGUCUUAAAUAGUUGAUGUGUUACUUAAAUAAAUUCCAGGGUGAUAAAAUCAUUCGAAGAUACCGUAAGAUAUCGAGGUCGAGAUGUGAUUAGCACAAGAUUCAAGGAUUCACUGCAUGUUGCACAUUUUCCAAAAUAUCCAAAACAAUAUAUUGGACAGAUUGAUGAAUUUAUGAAGAGAAUUGAGAAAAAAAUUGAGCAGCCGGUUCAGGAAGAAUUUUUGGCGAAAUUGUAG
This is a messenger RNA of Caenorhabditis angaria, 2848 nucleotides long. Lineage: Eukaryota; Metazoa; Nematoda; Chromadorea; Rhabditida; Rhabditidae. The record is from the annotation of a GenBank genome assembly.